AUGGCCAGCGACAAGUCAGAUGCCCAUAAGCAGGAUGCUCAAAUCAAGUCUGCAGACAUGAGCGACGAGAUGCAACAAGAGGCCAUUGAAGUCGCACAAACGGCUAUGGAGCAGUUCACUAUCGAGAAGGACAUUGCCCAGUACAUCAAGAAGGAGUUCGACAGCCGGAAGGGUGCUACAUGGCACUGCAUCGUCGGCCGCAACUUUGGAAGCUUUGUCACGCAUGAGACGAAGCAUUUCAUUUACUUCUACCUCGGUCACUGUGCUAUCUUGCUCUUCAAGACUCAGUAG
This is a messenger RNA of Alternaria metachromatica, 291 nucleotides long. RefSeq lists its product as uncharacterized. Gene Ontology annotation, molecular function: dynein light intermediate chain binding; dynein intermediate chain binding. Gene Ontology annotation, cellular component: cytoplasmic dynein complex. The record is from RefSeq and is a predicted model, not a curated record. Gene Ontology annotation, biological process: cilium assembly; microtubule-based process. The transcript is spliced from 7 exons. NCBI's taxonomy places the organism in Eukaryota, Fungi, Ascomycota, Dothideomycetes, Pleosporales, Pleosporaceae. The coding region runs from base 1 to 291 and encodes 96 amino acids.